Messenger RNA from Suillus subaureus, 591 nucleotides. RefSeq lists its product as uncharacterized. The coding region runs from base 1 to 591 and encodes 196 amino acids. The transcript has 5 exons. The record is from RefSeq and is a predicted model, not a curated record. NCBI's taxonomy places the organism in Eukaryota, Fungi, Basidiomycota, Agaricomycetes, Boletales, Suillaceae.
AUGCCUGAAACUCAUACUUGUGAUCAUGUCCAAGAGGGUCAUCUGCCUCGACCAAUUCAUUGGCUACAAUACUUGGAUCUUGCUUUCUUCAACAAUGACAUGAGCUUAUUGAUGCUAUCACUGGAAUCUCCAGAAUACUUCAAAAUUGAGUCUUACCUGAGAUUUAUACUGCCUCACCUUCAGCUAAAGACAUCUGAGUCUACUCUCAGUGCUGUCACUCAUGCCAUGACUUCGAUCACACCUCCAAACAACACACAAACAUCAGCCCUUUUGGCACCCACUUCUUUGGUUCCAAUUAGUCCUCGUGAGACUGUGACUACCAGCGCUUCAACCACACCAUUAGCUUCGGGGGCUGUUAGUUUUGAGAUGGUUAAGGCUGGGCUUGCUAUUCACCAUCUUCUAAGGGGUGUUUUGCGCGAAAUACACAGCUGCAUUAACCAAGAUGCUGGGUUCAAAGUGCCUCAAUGGCAGUAUGUCCUUGAGGAGAACCUAAUGUUUGAACCUUUGAUGUCAACCAUGCUGAAACUCAUGCAUGCCAUUUUGGCAGGUAUUACUAUAUAUAUUAGUUUAGAUCCUUGCAAUUAUUACUAG